AACCACGUGACCCACACUGCCCACUGAGCCCGGGGGUCUUCGGCCAGGAGGGUGUUUGCGCAGGUGAGCUGAACGAGCUGUUGAAGGCUGUUUCAGGCCCCAGAGCCUCCGGAGGAACGGCCUCCUCCCGGCAGGCGGGGCCGGCCGACUAUCAGCGAGUUCCUGCUUGGGAGAAUCGAGCAGAGACACCCGGCAUAGGCCUUCAGAACUAUUCAUGCUGCCCUGGGCUCGGCUUUCACCAUGAAUAUACGGAAGCCCCUCUGUUCCAACUCCGUGGUUGGGGCCUGCACCCUCGUCUCCUUGACUACGGCUGUCAUCCUGGGUCACCUCAUGCUCCGGGAGCUAAUGCUACUUCCCCAGGAUCUUCAUGAGUCCUCCUCGGGACUGUGGAAGACUUACCGACCUCACCAUCAGAAAAGUUACGAGCCAGCGCCCCUGCACAUCCAGGAGCACGCCGAACAGCUAAGAGCAGUACCCACACAGUGUGAUGUACCCCCCAACAGCCGCUUUGACUGUGCCCCCGACAAAGGCAUCACCCAGGAGCAGUGCGAAGCCCGCGGCUGCUGCUGGGUCCCAGCAGGGCAGGUGCUGAAUGGGCCAGUGAUGGGGCAGCCCUGGUGUUUCUUCCCUCCCAGCUACCCAAGCUACCGGCUAGAGAACCUGAGCUCUACAGAGUCAGGGUACACAGCCACCCUGACCCGGACCAGUCCGACCUUCUUCCCAAAGGAUGUGCUGACCUUACAGCUGGAGGUGCUGAUGGAGACUGACAGCCGCCUCCACUUUAUGAUCAAAGAUCCCUCUAGUAAGCGCUACGAAGUGCCCCUGGAGACCCCGCGUGUCCUGAGCCAGGCGCCAUCCCCACUUUACAGUGUGGAGUUCUCAGAGGAGCCCUUUGGAGUGAUCGUUCGCAGGAAGCUUGGUGGCCGAGUGCUGCUGAACACAACCGUGGCCCCCCUGUUCUUCGCUGACCAGUUCCUGCAGCUGUCCACCUCACUGCCCUCCCAGCACAUCACAGGCCUGGGUGAGCACCUCAGUCCACUCAUGCUCAGCACCGAAUGGACUCGCAUCACCCUCUGGAACCGGGACGUGGCACCCUCGCAAGGUGUCAACCUCUACGGGUCACACCCUUUCUACCUGGCACUGGAGGACGGUGGCUUGGCUCACGGUGUCUUCUUGCUAAACAGCAAUGCCAUGGAUGUGGUCCUGCAGCCCAGCCCGGCCCUAACUUGGAGGUCAACAGGCGGAAUCCUGGAUGUUUAUGUGUUCCUAGGCCCAGAGCCCAAGAGUGUUGUCCAACAAUACCUGGAUGUCGUGGGAUACCCCUUCAUGCCUCCGUACUGGGGCCUGGGCUUCCACCUCUGCCGCUGGGGCUACUCCUCCACCACCAUCGUCCGAGAGGUGGUGGAGAACAUGACCAGGACGCACUUCCCCCUGGACGUGCAGUGGAAUGACCUGGACUACAUGGACGCCCGGAGAGACUUCACUUUCAACCAGGACGGCUUUGCAGACUUCCCAGACAUGGUGCGCGAGCUCCACCAGGGUGGCCGGCGGUACAUGAUGAUUGUGGACCCUGCCAUCAGCAGUUCAGGCCCUGCUGGGAGUUACAGGCCCUAUGAUGAGGGUCUUCGGAGGGGCGUGUUCAUCACCAAUGAGACCGGGCAGCCACUGAUUGGGAAGGUUUGGCCUGGAUCCACCGCCUUCCCUGAUUUCACCAACCCUGAGACCCUCGACUGGUGGCAGGACAUGGUGUCUGAGUUCCACUCCCAGGUGCCCUUCGAUGGCAUGUGGAUCGACAUGAACGAACCAUCCAACUUUGUCAGAGGCUCUCAGCAGGGCUGCCCUGACAAUGAACUAGAGAACCCCCCCUAUGUGCCCGGGGUGGUUGGCGGGGCCUUGCAGGCAGCCACCAUCUGUGCCUCCAGCCGCCAGUUCCUCUCUACACACUACAACCUCCACAACCUAUACGGCCUCACUGAAGCGAUUGCCUCCAGCAGGGCCCUAGUCAAGACUCGGGGAACACGACCCUUUGUUAUCUCCCGCUCAACCUUUGCGGGCCACGGCCGGUAUGCCGGUCACUGGACAGGGGACGUGCGGAGCUCUUGGGAGCAUCUUGCGUACUCUGUGCCAGAAAUCCUGCAGUUUAACCUGCUGGGCGUGCCCCUGGUCGGGGCAGACAUCUGCGGCUUCCAGGGAAACACGACAGAAGAGCUGUGUGUGCGCUGGACCCAGUUGGGGGCCUUCUACCCCUUCAUGCGGAACCACAAUGACCUGAAUAGCUUGCCUCAGGAGCCGUACAGGUUCAGCGAGACGGCACAGCAGGCCAUGAGGAAGGCCUUCACCUUGCGCUAUGCCCUUCUACCCUACCUGUAUACACUCUUCCACGGCGCCCACGUCAAAGGGGACACGGUGGCCCGGCCCCUCUUCCUGGAGUUCCCUGAGGAUCCCAGCACCUGGUCUGUGGACCGCCAGCUCUUGUGGGGGCCGGCCCUGCUCGUCACACCUGUGCUUGAGCCUGGGAAAACUGACGUGACAGGCUACUUCCCCAAGGGCAUGUGGUACAACCUGCAGAUGGUGCCUGUGGAGACCCUUGGUAGCCUCCCUUCUUCGUCACCAGCCUCGUCUUUCAGAUCUAUUGUCCACAGCAAGGGGCAGUGGCUGACACUGGAAGCUCCCCUGGAUACCAUCAAUGUGCACCUGAGGGCAGGGUACAUCAUACCACUGCAGGGUCCCAGCCUCACAACCACAGAGUCCCGAAAGCAGCCCAUGGCCCUGGCUGUGGCGUUAACUGAAAGCGGCGAGGCCUCUGGGGAGCUGUUUUGGGACGACGGGGAGAGCCUCGGGGUUCUGGAGCGUGGGGCCUACACACUGGUCACCUUCUCAGCCAAGAAUAAUACCAUUGUAAACAAGUUAGUGCACGUGACCAAGGAGGGAGGUGAACUGCAACUGAGGGAGGUGACCAUCUUGGGAGUGACCACAGCUCCCACCCAGGUCCUUUCCAAUGGCAUCCCUGUCUCCAAUUUCACCUACAGCCCGGAUGACAAGAGCCUGUCCAUCCCUGUCUCACUGCUGAUGGGAGAGCGGUUUCAAAUCGAUUGGUCCUAGGAGACUACGCCCGUUUACAGAGGCCUCCCUAGAGGCCAUGCGAGUUUGAGCUCGCUUUGGCUGGUGGCUCCUGUGAGGACCUGCGUCCCGCUCUCCCGACACACCUUUGAGCUUUCCCAUCAUGUUGCUGCAUGCGCCCCUGAAGUUCUGUGUGGUUAGGAGAGUGAGGCUUGCCUCGCCUGCCCUACCCCAGCUGUCUGUCCCUCGCCUCCCACUAGAGAAUGUGGAGCUCGGCAUGGGGACGUUGUGUCUGCACCAACAUCAGGCUGCACAGCCACUGAGACUUGAGAAACUUACUGUGAAGUGUACUUAAUUUUAAUAAAAAAUUGUUUGGAAGCA
Messenger RNA from Rattus rattus (black rat), 3441 nucleotides. RefSeq names its product glucosidase alpha, acid (gene Gaa). Gene Ontology annotation, molecular function: alpha-1,4-glucosidase activity; carbohydrate binding. The transcript has 20 exons. Gene Ontology annotation, cellular component: lysosomal membrane. The coding region runs from base 241 to 3102 and encodes 953 amino acids. Gene Ontology annotation, biological process: lysosome organization; glycogen catabolic process. The record is from RefSeq and is a predicted model, not a curated record. Lineage: Eukaryota; Metazoa; Chordata; Mammalia; Rodentia; Muridae.